This is a messenger RNA of Symbiodinium sp. CCMP2592, 2535 nucleotides long. The record is from the annotation of a GenBank genome assembly. Lineage: Eukaryota; Dinophyceae; Suessiales; Symbiodiniaceae.
AUGGAUCCACUUUUGGCAGAAGUUAACAAGCUGAUCAAUGAUUUGAGUUUUGAGCCAGCAUUGCCUUUGACGAGAUCUGAGUUCACAGACGUCUCGCUCGACACCAUCCGUCUUAUGGGCCGGGCAGAUGAAUUCAUCAAGGAUGGCAUUUUCAAAGACAUGGUGCCCGAGUUUAUAGACAGAACCAGCAAGACAUAUCAUGGCGAAUGCGACGGCCUACACAGGGCCCUCCAAACUCUCAAGGCGGAUGCUGCAAUGUAUGCACAAGGCAAAUGGCCGAAGCCACUGCAGCACAGAUCGGGUCAGCAGUUCAAGAAAGAGAUGAAAGACGAAUUCGAUGCAGCCCAAAAGCAGGCUGACGACAAGAAGGCCAUGGAAGACUUUAAGCGCAAAAUCGAUGCAACAAAACAAUGGGUUGCUUUGAAAGCUAAGGAUCUGGAAACUUUGACUUUUAUUCGCGCGAAGCUCGGCGAGUUCUAUGACAAGAUGCUUGAAAAUCAAAUGCGCAUGAACCAGAACGACAUGCAGAGGAUGAGAGCUCAUGUGGUUUGCAUUCUUUUUGCCAGCUUACCAGAAUACAUGCACAAGGCGGCGAAGAAGUACACAGAUCGAAGCAAGAACAAGGAGGACUCCGACAAGAAACGUGCCGAUCGGCGCGGACAGCAGUUGACGAUGCUCGAGGACCAGGUCUACAACAUGAAGUCCGAUUUGCAAAAAAACGGCUUGGCCCACCUGGACUCAAGGAUGACGAAGAUUUUCCAGCAGAGCAAGUCCAAGGUGAAGGGCAACAUGGUCCGCUUCAGCUCACCGUCGGCAAGCGCAGAUGAGAACAAGUUCCAAAGCAUCGCGACAAGACGCAAAGACAUCUUCUACGAGAGGACGAUCCAGCUCGCAGCGGCAAGUUUCAGCCAACCGAGAUUCAAAAUCAAGGCAGUCAAAAAGUUCCGCGAAAUCUAUGACAAGCCACCGCAGCUUCAGCCGCCACACAUCCCGCAGCAAAAGCAGGCAGUCGCAGCACGGCAGCAGGAACAGCAGCCGCAGCAAUGCAAGCCGCGUGACAUGGACAUGAACCUUCGAAAUCUCCGCCGUUAUCUUCGCAAACAGUAUCUUCGGGAAACCGUCGAUGGUGCCUUCACCGAAGUUUCAAGCAACGAGCUCAUGUGGUCUUUGAUUUCAGCAUAUGACCUUUUGCGAUCCCUUUGUGAUCGUGCUAUUCAGAACCACUUGAUUGAUGUUGGGACGAUGAACUUUAUUCUACAGCCACUCCGCGAUCUGGGAUUCCCCAAUCCAAGCAGAGCUUCAUUACCUGCAGUUUUGACAUGCCUGGGCAAAAUCCGAUAUCUCGUGAAGCUACACAAACCAGGAUGCAAGUUACGUCGAGUCGAGGUUGAUACGCGGUCCCCCUUCAACAAUCUGACGAUCUUCGUUUCCAGCAUUUUGCGAAAGGUAAUUUGCAUUUGCGAGACAACGGUCAUGGACUCGAAACAAGUCUUGUUGGAUUUACUGGACCAUCCACCUCCACUCGGACAUGAUACUCGUCAGUUGGUCUUUGUAGCUGCCGAUUUGGAAGAUUUCUACCCACGCAUAAACUUGGAUUCAUUGCAGGUUUCGCUCUGUUCUGGAUUGGAUAACUACUACGGCGUGAAUCAGGCUGCCAAGGACUUUGUUGCGAAGCUAGUCCUCAUCAUCCUGCACAACAAAGCGGUUUUCAUCAAUGGCAAGGUCUACAAGAAAGCACGGUCUUUAAGUAUUGGUGAGCGCAUAGCUACCGAUGCUGCAAACAUACACCGAGAACAUCAUUUCAGACCUCUCGUGAGUCAGGCUUUCGAAACUGGGCUACUAUCCAAGUAUUAUGGUUAUGUCGACGACACCGCCAGUAUUUUCCUUGGAAAUCAGGCUACUGUUCAGUCUUUCUUGUCAGCUCUUCAGCGCGUUGACACCGAGCAGUUCAAAUGGACUUUCAAAGUGUCAUUUUCUCGACUCGAUUUCUUGGAUCUUUCCAUCAGGUAUGACGGUCAGCAGUUGAACACCUUCGUGUACCGCAAGCCACAACACAAUCCACAGUAUCUUCAUGCGUACAGUGAGCAUCCUUUGCCAUGUCGGAAACAUAUCUUCAAGAGUCAAGUCGCGAGAUUUCUGAUAUUGAACAGCACGGAGUCUGGUUUUCUUGACGACGUGGAAUCUAUGCGACGACAGCUCGCAAACAGAUUGCAUCCAGAAUCAUGGCUUUCACAGGCUACUUACGAUGUGGAUCGUCGGAUGACUUUGUUACACAAGCUUCGAAAUCGGCAUCUUCGGUGUGAACCUGAAUUCCCGUCGACCUCUUCAGUGAACUGUAUUGUCUGCAAGCUCGAGUACAGUAACGUGACCAAACGGCUUGGACUCCAAAAAGCAUGGAACAUGCUGAAAGCUAAAUUGUCACGUUUUGAAGCGUAUAAACAGUCAACACUGCCUGAGGCUACGUUGACAGUAGCAUGGAAAUGUUCUUUCAGUCUUUUCCGGCAAACCUACCGGUACAAUUUCGUGCCGGGGUGA